AUGAAUAAGCAUAUUGCUUAUAAUUUCGUAUUAAUAUUUAUAAUAAUUAAAUAUGUUAAAUCACAAGACAAUAAUCCUGAACAGCCAGCAGAUGAAAAAGAAGAAGGUGAUGAGGACAACUUUGAUGUUUUAGAUCUAGAUAAAAUAAUUGCGGAACGAAUUAGUCGUUUUGAUGAUCCUCGAUACCAACCAGAUUAUCAACAAAUAACAGAAUCUCAAUAUCUACCACAGAUGUUGAUUCAACCCCAACAAUAUGAUCAAUUGCCAUCACAACAACAACUUCAUUAUGUACAGGAAUUAUUAGAACCUGAACAAUAUGGACAAUAUCAACCAUAUCAAACUCAGACAUCGCAACCUCUGACCCAACCACAACAAUAUGAUCAAUAUCAACCUUACGUACCACCACAACCUCAACCCACUCAACCAAGCUAUCAGUAUUAUGGACCUAGUCAACCCGCUCAACCAACUUAUCAGUAUUAUAUAACACCAAGUCAACCUACUCAACAACCAACUUAUCAGUAUUAUGGAGUUAGUCAACCAACUCAAGAAUUUUAUCAAACAUAUCUGCCUACACAACCUCAAACAGAAGUAUCUCAGCCUCCUCAACCACAACCACAACCUGAACCUGAACCACAACCUAUAGCUCAAGAGUUUCAACAACCAGAAGACGAUGAUAAUUUCUACGUGACAGAACACGAUCAACAGCAUCAAGGACCUUCUGCAACUGAUCCUGGGUUUUUAUAUGGACCAACUCAACCAACUACUCAACCAAUAACACAAGAAUCUACACAUUAUGUACCUCCUCAAACUCAAGAUCAGGUAGCUCAACAACCAACUGAAUCAGUUAAAAGAAAAAGAACUCAAGAUAGUGAGGAUCAAGGUGAAGGAGAAGAAGAGGAUGAAGAAGUGUCUGCAAAAAGAAAAAAACCGUUACUUAAAUUAUAUGAUAUCAAACUUUUAAAAAACGAUUCUGAUGGAAUGCUUGUAGAAAUGACUGAAGAAGACUAUCUUAUUAUAUUUAGUGAUAGAGCUAAAACAAAAUUAAAAUUCAAAGCAGAUCUUGAGCAGAUAGAAUGUGAAGGUGAUAUUAUCUACGUCCAUUCACAUGGAACACCAUAUUGUUCAGGAUUAGCUAUUAGUAGAUAUACUAAAAUUUUUAUCCUUGCUAGCAUUGAUGAGUUCAUAUUAAUUAAGAAAACUCGUGGAUCUUGGGAAACGACUCAAAAAACUAUUCCAGAUUACGUAAAUAUCUAUACACAAGAUGAUGAAGGCAAUGAUGUUUUAUUAACUAAUGAUGAUUAUGAUAUUAGUUUUACUUCAAGAUCAUCCUUCAGAUACGAAUUAGUCCCAGGCAUAGAAUGUCAUAAAAUUGAAGUUGGUGAUCUAGUUGCAUGGGAGAAAACUGAGGAAGAUGAUGGGCAUCCUGAAUUGAUUUAUGUAUCACCAAAAUUGACUGUAAUUGUUAACUUUCAUCGAUAUAGCAAAGUUUUCUUAAGAAGGAUUAGUAGAUAUCAACUACAAUAUACUAAACCUAUUAGUAAAAAUAGUAAAUAUACCUGA
This is a messenger RNA of Theileria parva strain Muguga, 1560 nucleotides long. RefSeq names its product SVSP family protein. The record is from RefSeq and is a predicted model, not a curated record. The transcript has a single exon. The coding region runs from base 1 to 1560 and encodes 519 amino acids. NCBI's taxonomy places the organism in Eukaryota, Apicomplexa, Aconoidasida, Piroplasmida, Theileriidae.